This is a messenger RNA of Carassius gibelio (silver crucian carp), 1231 nucleotides long. RefSeq names its product growth arrest-specific protein 2-like. The record is from RefSeq and is a predicted model, not a curated record. Gene Ontology annotation, cellular component: actin filament. Bases 185 to 1210 code for a protein of 341 amino acids. Gene Ontology annotation, molecular function: cytoskeletal adaptor activity; microtubule binding; actin filament binding. The transcript is spliced from 8 exons. Gene Ontology annotation, biological process: actin crosslink formation. NCBI's taxonomy places the organism in Eukaryota, Metazoa, Chordata, Actinopteri, Cypriniformes, Cyprinidae.
GCGCGAUCAAUCUAUCGCAGGAGCGCACUUUGAGCUGAGACCCGCAAUGACAGUCGGGUGUUUGAGCUUCAGCGUCACGGUGAACAACAGUCUGAGCACCCUGUGCUGCUGACAAAAGCAUGAAUUCACUGGAAACGACCGUCUGCUGUUGAAGAACCGACUCCAGGCAGAGCGCUCCGGAGGCAUGUUCAGUCCUCUGAGCGGCAGGCAGCAGCCGGCUGGUCCGGGCCUCACAGAUCUGCAGCUGUACAGUCAGUGGCUGGCCAGUAGACAUGAGGCCAGUCUGCUGCCCAUGAAGGAAGACCUGGCGCUCUGGCUCUCUAGCAUGCUGGGUGUGGAAAUCACAGCCGAGAGCUUCAUGGACAGGUUAGAUAACGGUUUCCUGUUGUGUCAGCUGGCUGAGACUCUGCAGGAGAAGUUCAGGCAAAAUGAUCCUGAUGUGAAUUCACCAGGAAAGUCGAUCCCCAGCCGCAGGAUUCCCUGCCGAGCCAGUGCUGCAUCUGGUUCCUUUUUUGCCAGGGACAACACAGCCAACUUCCUGUCAUGGUGUCGAGAGGUGGGCGUGGACGACACCUGCCUGUUUGAAUCAGAUGGGCUUGUUUUACACAAACAGCCAAGAGAGGUUUGUCUAUGUCUGCUGGAGCUGGGAAGAAUAGCAUCCAGGUAUAAGGUCGAGCCACCUGGACUUAUAAAGCUGGAGAAAGAGAUCGAACAGGAAGAGAAGACACCUGAACCUCCGCUCUCACCUGUACCUCCCACUUCCAGUUCUCAAUCUCCAUCUGUUUCUCCAACCAUCUCUCCAUCCAUCUCUCCAACCAUCUCUCCAUCCAUCUCUCCAUUCAACAAGACCAACUCCAGCAAAAAAAGCACCGGCAAGCUGCUGGAUGCAGCUGUAAAGCACAUUUCUGAAGAUCCACCCUGUAAGUGCCCAAAUAAGUUCUGCAUAGAGCGACAAUCACAAGGCCGUUACCGUGUUGGAGAAAAAAUGCUUUUCAUUAGAAUGCUGCAUAAUAAACAUGUGAUGGUGCGAGUUGGUGGAGGCUGGGAGACGUUCGAGAGCUACCUGCUGAAGCAUGACCCAUGUCGCAUGCUCCAGAUCUCUCGUGUGGAAGGAAAGAUAUCACCCAUCUCUGGCAAAUCUCCUAACAUCAAAGACCUCGCACCUGACAGCUAUCUGGUAGUGGCGGCUCACUACAAAAGCAAGAAAUAAAGAAGAAAUGUACUAAAGAAA